CAGGAAGGGGAAGUCACAGUUUAACAGGCAAGUCAUGUAAAAAUAGCUCACUCAUUUGUCCUUUUCUUUUAUUUUACAACAAAAGUUUUCAGACUCUGAGGAUGUUCGGCGGAGACGAUGAAGACGGAGACUUCCUGUUUCCCUCCGGAGGGGCUAAGCUGGCCUCCCUGUUUGGACUCGACCAGGAAGCCAGUCAGGGGAACGAUUCGUUCCAAUACACCGCUCCCAAACAGCCUAGAAAGAGCUCCAACGCAGCGCCACCUGCACAGAAACCAGCUCCUCCACCCGGCGCUCCUGCAGUGUUAUUCGCUACAGCAGUCCAAGCUUUCAGAUAUAUUAACGGACAGUAUGUGAAGCAGGGCAAGCUGGGAGCAGCCGUGCUGGGCAGCCACACAACAAAAGAGUACAAGCUUCUACUGUACUUGAGCCAACAGAAGCAAGUGACCGCUGCCAAGAUUCACGUGGGCUUUGUUUUCACGGUACAACCAAACAAUUACUGCACUUUUUACGAUGACCAGAGGCAGAACUGGUCCUUGAUGUUUGAGUCGGACAAAGCUGCAUCAGACUUCUGCAAAGAGGUUUGUUUGGCUAAAGCGAACAGUGUGGCAUCUUUAGAUAUUGUGGUGGUUCAGGAUCUGAGUCUGGGUGAGGGUCAGGCAGUGGAGAACGGAGACUCUUUGGAGGUGGUGUACACAGGCUGGCUCCUGCAGAACCACACCAUUGGACAGAUGUUUGACUCCAACCAGAACAAGGACAAGCUGCUACGACUAAAGGUUGGAGCUGGAAAAGUGAUAAAAGGCUGGGAGGAGGGGAUGCUGGGAAUGAAAAAAGCUGGCCGUCGUCUCAUAAUCAUCCCACCCAACCUCGCUUACGGAUCCAAAGGAGUCCCAAACCGCGUCCCGCCUAACAGCACACUAAUUUUUGAAGCAGAGCCUCGGCGGGUGAAGUUCGCCAGGGACAGCGGCUCUGACCGAUCCAGCGCCUGCUCCAGAGACUCUGCUGCUCCCUCUCUUGCACCCUCCCUAGCGCCUUCACCUGCCCCCAGUGUGGAGAACCUUGCCCCAGAGCCCUCAGCACAGACGCCAGCCUCAGGUCCAGGGAGACCAGGGGAGCAGCCAGUUCGUGUGAAGUCAAACUCACUCAGUGAGCAGCUGGCAAAUCCAGAUGCAACAAAAGCCAAGCUGAUCUCCCGGAUGGCCAAGAUGGGACAGCCCAUGUUGCCUUUUCUGACUGGAGCAGCCGGUCAGCCUGAAUCCAGCGACUCUGAGCUUGAGCAGGACACCAGUGGCAGCAGAGCGAAGGAUCAGCCUGCAGCUCCCUCUCCAGUCCCAAUCUCCACCGCUGCUCCAACAACUACCACUACUACUUCAGCUCCAGCAAAUGCACAUCCUCAUCCUCUCACUGCUCAACCUUCUGCCUUACUUCCUGUUUUGAGCACUUCUUCUCCAGCUCAGCCUGGGCUGCAGGGCAGUACCCACGCCUUUCAGCCUUACCUGUACACACAGAGCUCCGUGGCUCCAUCUCAGCUGCAGCCUGUCAGCCAGGUCUACCCUGCACCAGCCGUCUCAUACAUGGGCCCCAGUGAUGUAACUUCAUUCCUGAUGACUGAGGCACGACAACACAACACAGAGAUCAGGUUAUCUGUUGGAAAAGUUGCAGAUAAAGUCGAUCAACUAGCCUCAAAGAUAGAUGAGCUACAGAAACAGGGAAGCCUCUCCAUGGCUGUGCCCAGUAUGUCGAUGGAAACCUCCAUGAUCAUGCACAACAUCCAAAGAAUAGUCCAGGAAAAUGAAUGUCUAAAAAAGGAGGUGUUUGAGAAGAGCUCUCGUGUUGAGGAGCAGAACCGCAAAAUCGGGGAGCUCAUCAAUGAGAACCAGAGAUGCAUGGAGCAGAGUAACCUGCUGCUGGAGCAGAGAAACGACACCUUAAAAUCAUCCAGUGAACAGAGCCAUGCCAGACUUCUGCAGGCUGAGCAGGACAAGGUGCGUCUGACGGAGGAUCUGGCUUCGUCCACAGCCCGGCUGUCUCAGCUGCAGCUGGAGGCUUCAGCUCACCAGCAGAAGGUUCUGGAGCUACAGGGAAAACUGAGCAUGGCACUGCAGGACAGUGAGAGUCAGAACCAACGCAGUGCUGCCCUGGAGGCACAACUGGAAGAGCUGAAGGAGGCAGUGGAAAGGGCUCAGACUCAGUACCGCUCAGAGAAGCAGAGACGCAAAGAGAUGGAGCUCAGACUCAGCAACAUGGAGGAAGAAAUUCAGGACCUGAAGUCCGACAAAGAAAGCCUGGAACGAAAUCUGUUGGAAAGGAAGAAGAAGUGGCAGGAUGAGCGUCAGCGCCGGGAUGAGGAGGUGGAGGAGCUCCGCAGGAGCAGCCAGCAGGAGGUGGACAAUCUCCGAGCUCAGCUCCGCAAGGCCAGGACCAACACUGACAGCGCUGCUUCUGAACAGUUGUCUCAGCUGCAGGCCGAGCUGGAUGACGAGUGGAAGAAGAAAUGUGAGCAGAUGUUGGCCUCUGCUAAAGAGCAGCACAGCAGAGAGUCAGCUGACCUGACGGAGCAGAGAGAUGCUCUACAGGACAAGCUGACACAGCUGCAGGAGAAGUUUACAGUUUUGAAGCAGACGAGAGAAUCUGAAGAACAGAAUCCGCCCCCACAGUCUGAGCAGUCUGCGGAGCUGCUGGCCCUGCAGGGAAAAUACUCGGCUCUGGAGCAGCAGGGAGUUGCUGUGAGGGAGGAACUGGAGAAGAGAGUGGCUGAACUGGAGAAGAAACUUGAAGAGCAGGAAGGAUCAGGAGACACUGCUGCAGAGGUGAAGCGUGUGAUGAACGGGGUGUUUCACUCUCUGAGAGGAGAGUUUGACGUCAGCGAGUCUUACAGCGGUCAGGCCGUGCUCGGAGUGAUUGUCACGACCAUCAAGAAUGUAACUCUGCAGCUUCUCAGUGGGUCAGAGAGAGUGUCACAGAAACCAAAGAAGAAUGAAGAGGAUGCAAAGAAAGAAAGAGAAAGUGAAGAAGUGAGACCGAGAGAGGAGACGUCUCAGCAGAAGGUACAUGUGAAUGGAGAGAGACAAGAGAAGAAGGAGGAAGACGAACAUGAGAGCAAACCUAUCAAAGUCAAUGAGAGCGUGAAGGAUCAGGAAGUAUCAAAAGAGAAGCAGGAGGAGACAGAUAAGGAGACACAGGCAGAGAUUUUAGAGAAAACUGACCCUAAAGGAAGUCCAACCUCUGAACCCAAGCGAACAGAGACACCAGCAGUAGCAGAGUCUGAAGUACAAGAGAAGCAGAAGGAGCUGUGUGUUCCUGAAAACUCCACAGAGGAGAAAGACAAAAACACAUCUGCACACCUAGACGAUGAACCCGAUGAGAGAUCGCCACCUGCAGACAGAGAGGAAUCAGUGUCCGAAGUAGAAGCUGAAGUCAGCAGUGACAUGAAGGAGAGUUUGGAGGAGGGGGAAAGAGAAGAAGAAAUCAAAGCUGCCUCUCAGAAUGCCCUUUCACCCCCAGUUAACCCUCCUCCACCCCCCAACGCACCUCAGAAGAGCUCAGGAGAAGACACCAGUCUGACUGGGGGAAUGGGUGUGGAAAAUGGAGAGGAGCCAUUUUUCCAGAUCACAACUCCUGCCAAACCCCCUGCAGCUCCAAGCGAGGAGGAAGAGGAGGAUGAGAUGAGCCUGAAGGGUCGUCCUCCCCCCACCCCUCUGUUUGGUGACGACGAGGAUGAUGACGAUGAUCUGGACUGGCUGAACUGAGCUGGAACCAAGAUUAAGAAAAAAAAAGCAGUCUCGAUAUCCAGCACUAAAAAAGGGCGCAUGGCGCUUCAGCGGCUGUGCCUGCUUGUUGGAGCUAUGAAGAUGAUGGAGAGGCCUCUGCAGCCGGACCUGAUUGGUCAUAGCGGUCAGAGCGCCUUCCUCUUCAUCUCCGAAAGGUCCUGCUGACUGACAGCUGAGAACGAAGCUGCAGCUCCAGACUCUGAUUGUGGUUCAAAUCCCAAGUCUGUAAUUGACAGAAGAAUCAAGAUCCCAUUCAUUUCAUUUGUCCAGUGUUGAUGAUGCAGUUAAAUUCAUGUUUUUUCAUGUCACUGUCGCAGAGUAGUUUAAUGAAUCAGCAGUAAUCCUGUCAUCAGUUUUUUUUAGAACGUAAACCAUUAAAUGGUUUUGAUUUUUAGCUCGAUGCUUUAGAAAUAGAACUUUUACUAAAAUUUUUGCUAACCUGAAAUUCAUUCCAGACAAUAAAUUACACAAAAAUGUGGCCUUCAUCUCUGAGUCUUUGAAUUUGUUUUUCAGGUAUUGAUCAUUAAAGUCUGACAUUUUUCCAAAGAUCCCUAAAAUCUGAACCAAUCUUUAAAAUGUGAGAGAGAAGAGACAACGGCUUGUUGUCAGCUACCUGCUACAUCAUUAGAAGAGUAAACGAGCUAAAGCUGACUAGCUGUUAGCUACCUGCUCCAUCUGCUGUGGUAGCACUUCCUCCCAUUAUAGAAUAUUUCAUCUCACUUCCAUAGCAGAAAAUAAUGCAUUUUGGAAUGUCAAUGACUGGAUUUACAUGGACUUACAGAUGAGGAUGAAAUUAUUAGCCCCCCAAAGCACUGGCAAACAGAGCAAGGAUUUUUAGCACAGCUUUUCCAAACAUCCUAGUUAGUUAAGACCUGUGUUGACCAAUUCAGCAAACAAUUUUUAACUUGUUUUUCUUGACAUGAGAUUAUUGAAGUUUGAGGAUAGUAAUAAAGUUGUUUCAAUAAAAUUUUAGGCAAUAAAUCGCAGAACACACACAUUUUCAAGAUUUAUUGAAAUCCCAAUCAAAACAAUAAAUAAAUAUUACGUUGACGUUCUCCAUGUUUGAUGUAUUUCACAUGAUUAAAAAUAUGACAAUGCAUUUAAAAAUGUUUUGAUUGUGAUAAAUAAUGUCAACAAGAACAAGAAGGAUAAAAAUGGCGUGAUUCAGCAUUAUUAUAUCUCUAUUAAAACAGAAGAAAUGUACAGAACAAACACAUUCAGCACAAUAUACAAAAAAGACAAGAUGACUUUAUCAAACAUUUCUCAAAGUAAGUCUAUGGUGAGCCUUUUUAACAUUUCAAUAGAGAUUAUUUUAAUUUUCAAUGUUUGCAAAAACAGAUUUAGACAAGAAUGACCAUUCUUAAGAUUGUCUUAAGAGUAUCAGGGAAGCAAAAUGGACCAUUAAAAGUACAUUUAUUUAUUUGUCCAAACUGUUUGCUCGUACAUUUUCAGAGUUAACGAUACUAGUGAUUCAUAUCUUUGGAUUAUAGAUUUAAGUUUGUAUUUUCGCAGGUUGAAAAAAGUAUUAUGGCAAGGUUAAAUCUUGUUUUAUAGUUCAGAUAUUAAUAAUGGACCAGUUUGGGAUUUGAUUAUGUCAGAGCAGUUCUAUGUGCAUUGCAGUGGCAGAAAAACACCGGAGGCAAGAGGAGAGAAACACAGAGAAGUGUAAUGUCUUAUUGAAUGUCAUCAAAACGCAAUAAAUAUUGCUAUAAAAAUGUCAAGUUUGUUCUUUGAAACAAAGGGCAAACAUUUAUGUUUGUAUAAACAGCAGUAGCAGUUCUGUGAGUGACUGACAUCCCUCUAAAAUAAAUAAAUAAUAAAGGAAGUGCCACCAAACUAUGGAUUUUCCUGCAUCAGUCCUGAAGAUGCUCUACUGCCGUUUUUUUUCAAACUGGUCGAAAGAAAGAAGCGGUAAAAUCUGCAUGAGAGGACAAUACCCAGUCUUUUCUUUCCAUGGUGCAACAUCCAUUAUCAAACGCACAGAAGCAUCAAAAAUUGCAGACUCAUUGCUCCUAGCAAAUGAGAGGUGGACAAAAUAUUGUAUAUAUAAAUGAACAAAGUGUGUAAAUGAAGCCUGGAUGGCUCUCACACAAUCAUCAUUUAUUCAAAUAAUCAGUCAUAGUUUGCUAGGAUUUUUAAAAAGUAAAUGAUAAAAGCCCUUGUACAUGGUUCAAACUUUUAUAGAUUAAUUGCCUGGAAUGAUCCAUCAAAGUUAUAUUAAAUAAUAUCCUACAGUGUAAGACAGAUCAGACAUCAUGAGAAGAAAUCAGCGUGGACUCCAUAAAAAAACGCAGUGAAACUCGUUUAGAGUGGUGAAAGGUGGAUGUUUUUGCACUGCAAGAGGAGCAUGUGAAUACUGCUUUAAUGUGGUAACAGUCUAUUUUUUGAUUCAGUUUGUGACAUUUCACGCUUCAGUUACAAGCACCUCGGUUUUACUGUCAGAAAAGCAUUUUUAUAUAAUAAGGAGUUUUGCAUUGAUCUUUAAAGGUUGAAUGUAGGCAUGUAAAGGGCGGAAGAGGAGGCGGAUCUACAUGCACAUAUUUCCAGGUAGACAGGGAUUUAAAAAGAGAACGUGUGAAAAUGUGCGUGGGCAACGUUUCAUUAAUCUGAAUUAUUUUAGGCGCAUGCCAACUUUGGAUUUUAAGCCCAUGUGCCAUUUAAUUUUUGAUUCUAUGCACUGUUUUAUAAAUGACACCCUUAGACAUGGGUGCAAAGUACAAAACUGUGCAUGUGCAGAGAUUUGUGUAUCUUGAGUAUUUUCUUUAGCAUGGAUCCUGGGUUUUACCCACUAAAGAUGUCUGUCCACUGUCACUGUGUCUGUUUAGAAGGAUGGCUGACCAACUGAGCAGACAGUGUACGAGACAGGAAACCUAAACGAAAUGCUAACCAUGAGCUUGAUGCUGUAACCCAACUUGUCUUCUGCUGAAAAACUACCCUUAAAAAAAAAGAGACAAGAACCAGGAC
Messenger RNA from Cheilinus undulatus (humphead wrasse), 6731 nucleotides. It is a transcript of the gene fkbp15b, whose product is annotated as FKBP prolyl isomerase family member 15b. Bases 102 to 3746 code for a protein of 1214 amino acids. The record is from RefSeq and is a predicted model, not a curated record. Lineage: Eukaryota; Metazoa; Chordata; Actinopteri; Labriformes; Labridae. Gene Ontology annotation, cellular component: growth cone. Gene Ontology annotation, molecular function: peptidyl-prolyl cis-trans isomerase activity. The transcript is spliced from 29 exons.